AUGCUUCCUGCGGCUACCCGUCAACCAUACACUCAUCAUAUUCCAGAAUGCCAUCAAAAUCCAAGUAUUUGCGCGAACGAUCAACAAGAACUGGAUGAAACACCACAGAAUGAUUUUGUCGCAUCAUGCCAUAUGCCUCUAGUGUCCAUUCAGGAUCCACCCGUCAAUCUGAUUGAUUUGGAUGUAUACCACUCUCAGUUGGCGCAUAGGGAUAGUCAGAGUUCCUCUCGUGUGGACUCCCAUAAACCACAUCGACAGAUAGAUCAAUUGGAUCUAGGUAAUUUUGCACCGGUUAUGUCCACUCCCCCUUUUCUUCUUGCUCUAUCCGCAUUUUCUGGGUUUAGUCUGCUUACUUUGCUUACGUUGACUCAUAAGCAUUCACAUUUCACCAUUUCGCAGCUAUGCCCCUCCAAUACUUCUGGUUCUACUUAA
Molecule: messenger RNA, 432 nt
Organism: Protopolystoma xenopodis
Lineage: Eukaryota; Metazoa; Platyhelminthes; Monogenea; Polystomatidea; Polystomatidae
Source: the annotation of a GenBank genome assembly